GACACGACUUGUUGCAUGGCUCUCAGCUGCCCUCAUCAUUCUCCUUCCAACCACAAUAAUUGGACUGGACGCUGUAUCCGCCUAUCUGAAGGCGUUCAAGGCAAAAAGAUUCAUGCAGCAAGAUAUAAUCAAGAGUCUGUCUUCCAAUCAGAACCACCACAAGAAGCAGGAGGAAAUGCUGAAGCUGCUCUACGAUGCAAUGUACGGAGUACUGCAUUCCUCCUUUGUUAAUCUGGAAUCCUCUGAUUUCACCUCAACCUCUCCCUUCCCUCACGACCAGCCCCACACUCUAGACUCCCUCAGUCUCAUAUACGAGAACUGCGCCCUUUUCUCUGAUAUCUACCUAAGGUAUCCCGAUAUGACGGAAUCACUGUACAGAAAAUUCAAAUGGGCUGAUUUCAGCGAUCUUAUUAAGAAGAGUAUCCAAUUCUGUUCUGAAAGUAAGGAAGUUUUCAACAGUAAAAACGAACACGGAAAGCUGCUGAACCUUGUAAUGCAGGAGCUACAACUCAUACCAAAGACUCCGAAUUACCAGAACCCGUACCGGAAAGUGCUCCCUACACCCAAACAGAAGACUGAUAAAAAACGAGAAAAGAAGAAACUACCCAGGGGCCCUUAUAUAAGCAAAGUAAAAACUGAACUAUAGAAACUUUCACUCGAAUAAUGAGAGUUAAAAUUAAGAAUAUUUAUAUUGACGAGAGAGUUUUCCAUGAAAUGAUUUUCUUGACAUUAUACACAUUCAAUUUCUGUAUCUUAACAGUUGCAGAUGUUUGUGUCGAAAAGGGUAGAAAGUUUGUAGCUAUUUAUUAUGAUAUUGGGUUCAGAUAUUAAUAAGAUAUUAAUCAGAUAUUAAUCAGAUAUUUCAGAUAUUUUAGAUAUUUUUAUUAU
This is a messenger RNA of Bolinopsis microptera, 888 nucleotides long. RefSeq lists its product as uncharacterized. Lineage: Eukaryota; Metazoa; Ctenophora; Tentaculata; Lobata; Bolinopsidae. Bases 113 to 646 code for a protein of 177 amino acids. The record is from RefSeq and is a predicted model, not a curated record. The transcript has 6 exons.